UAGAUAGUAGCAUCUGCUCAAUGAAUGCUUUAUUAAAACAGUUGUAGAAAACAUUGACUCAAGCCUGGAUGCAUGGGGGUUUGCAUUGUACUGCAACUUAACAAAGCUUCUGACGUCAAUAACCACGUGUUUCGGGUUCAACUAGGCGGUAAACUGCCCAGAGAUUUCGUCGUAACUUCCGAGCUUGAUCCCUUGAAGUGUAAAAGGUACUUCGAAGUGUAAAAUGGUUUCAAAUAUAUCCUUUGAGUAAUCCUGACUGUCAGUUUAUGAUUACUGAAGGAUAAGAGGGGUCGGUAAAUCCCACGCACGCGCAGUAGAUUUCAGAAUAUCUUGCAAAAUUCACUUCCCAGCUGUGUGCUGCGACUAGCAGGAGGCGUGCCUUAAAAUGUGCAUGUCUCCCGGUACAUAAACCGGGUAGCCAACCAGCCCUCAUCAUUCGUUUCUGAGAAGCAACGACAACUGACAAUGCCUGAACCAGCAAAGCCCGCGCCCAAGAAGGGCUCCAAGAAAGCCGUUUCUAAGACCGCCGUAAAGGGCGGGAAGAAGCGCAGAAAGUCUAGGAAGGAGAGCUACGCCAUCUACGUGUACAAGGUACUGAAACAGGUCCACCCCGACACCGGCAUCUCAUCCAAGGCUAUGGGAAUCAUGAAUUCCUUCGUCAACGAUAUUUUCGAGCGUAUCGCCGGAGAGUCGUCUCGCCUGGCUCACUACAACAAGCGAUCAACCAUCACCUCCAGGGAGAUCCAGACCGCCGUCCGCCUGCUACUCCCCGGUGAGCUGGCCAAGCACGCCGUGUCCGAGGGAACCAAGGCCGUGACUAAGUACACCAGCUCCAAGUAAACUGCCUCUUUCAAAUUCACCCCAAAGGCUCUUUUAAGAGCCACCCACUGGUCUCUAAAAUUGAGGAAAGUCCAUCACAUUUGCUUGAUUGUCUUCCUGUAUUAUAUACUAACCUUCGUGAACAAGGAGAGGUUAUUCUACUCUUCUAUACAGACGAAAGUUUAUAUUCUUCCCUAACAUCACCUCAUUAAACGCCAUUGAAUUGCUCGGAUGAUAUUAUUCGUUUCUCCCUGUAUGAUGCAUGAUGGUGGACCACGCCUAAAUAGGAACCGAUUGCGGUGCAACAUCUCGAUAGCAAUGUAUGAUGAACACAAAUCGGCUACUAUCAGUGCAAUACUAACAUAUCAAUCCCUAAACAGCGGCUUCCAAUGGAGAGCUUUACAAAAUUGCAUAGGUCACUGAUCAUAACGAGAUUACCGCAAAUAAGUGCCAAUGGGAAGAACCAUAAGAGCAUGUAGUUGCACAAGUUAAACAACAUGAACCUCAAAAAGUGCAAGAGUGUACCAACAACGGAUGUAGCCCAGGUUACAACAAGCCUAAGUGAAUUAGAUAUACAUUAUCGAUACAUUUGCUUAUCAUAUAUCAUUCUUUCAAUAUUCAAUAAGUGCAUACAUUGGCUGUUAUUUUCAUUAGUAACCAUGAGCCGUUGGCACCACUGUUGCAGCUCUGUAGUUUAUCUCGUGGCUGCAAUGUUAUCGGGCGAGCGACUUCAGCGUCCUGUUGAAAGGCGAAAAUUGAGAGAGAAGGAAAUAUCUAUAAACAAGUAGGACUACAAUGAAGUUUAGGAUUUGAGUUGAAUGGAACUGAGUUAACACUGUGGAAACACAGUGAAAGGAGAGGCGAAGCCUAAAACAGAGUAGAUGAAAGCAGAGAACAAUAUUGUACAGUAGAGUAUGGUAGCGUCCUCAACAAGUACGCAUCUAAGAUGCGAACUUUUUUUUUCAGCACAAAGAAUCAAUAACCAUAAAUAAUAUUGAUCAUGCAACCAAAUACAGAUUGAAACUAAAGGAACAUGCCUGGCUUGGAAAUUUAAGAAGUAGAAAGUAUAGAUAUUUGUGUAAAAAAAUUAAGGAUAAAUAAUGACCUAAAGUACUGAUGCAAGAAAAAUCUAUAACACACUGUCACGUUCAGCUACUGAUUGCACUAUUUGCAAUAUUGCACUAAUUGUACCCCACUUGUCUUUAGGUUACUAUAGGUUUCAUAAGGUCAGUGUAGGUUAUUAUGUGUAUUAAAGGUUUAGUAUUUUGUACCUAUAUUAUGUUGUAUUUUUGUGAGGUUUAUUAUAUGUUUAGCUUAUUAUCGAUGCAAUCUAUGUUCUGAGUAAUUAUAUGUCAUGUUAUGCCAGGUUGCUUUGCGUUGUCUUGUCCUAAGAAUUUCAGGGCCCUGUGUGACCUUGUUGUUCUGUACAUCUGUAAAUAAAAGACUUGAACUGGAACUA
This is a messenger RNA of Hypomesus transpacificus, 2278 nucleotides long. RefSeq names its product histone H2B-like. Gene Ontology annotation, cellular component: nucleosome. Gene Ontology annotation, molecular function: DNA binding; protein heterodimerization activity; structural constituent of chromatin. The transcript has a single exon. Bases 466 to 840 code for a protein of 124 amino acids. NCBI's taxonomy places the organism in Eukaryota, Metazoa, Chordata, Actinopteri, Osmeriformes, Osmeridae. The record is from RefSeq and is a predicted model, not a curated record.